AUGGCAGCUCCCUCGAAACAAAGCUCCUCCCGAUGGGGAUCAUUUCUACAGCAGGCUGUUGCGGGGGUAGAAUCGCGACUAGACAAUAUCCUAGCUGAGGGCGACGAGGCUAUAGCUCCAACUCCAGCUAAAAAGCCUACUCCUACAUCGACUACUGCAAAUACCGCAAAAGCCGAGAGCGUCUCUCAGACCUCGUCUACAAGUAAUAGAACCAACGAUCGAUUACAAGAACGAUUAGCAAGGGCAAUAGCAGCAAAGAACUCCACACAGAAAGGAGAGAAAGUAGAUUCUCCUGUCCUAUCAGCUACACCUUCGCGAACCGGGAGUCCAGUCACCGCAACGAAUAGCCCAAGACAGAGUACAGAUGUUGGAUCGCGGAGUGUUGAUAGCAAAGAUGCUGGGGAUAGGGCUGCUUCCGAACCUACGGGCGACGAUAAUCAACUUGAAUCAAGGCCCUCAGUAGACACUCCUUCAAUCGCAGUGCAACCAGGGAGUCCGCGGAUCCGGCCGAUGGACACGCAGGUAGAGACGAACGGUCUUGGAACAAAGGCAGAAGCGGAAGCAUCGCCACGACCAUCUGGCGAAUCUACACGAUCAAGCAUACCGAGGGCAUCUACGGACUCAACGAGGACGCAAGGUUCUUUGCCUCGAUCAUCUUCAGAAGUACAUGACACGGAGCUACUUGAGACGGUAGAGGCAGCCCUGAAGUCACCCGAAGACUAUGAUGCUCUCCUUAAACAACUCCAAUCAGAUUUCGAAAAGUCUGAGUUGCAACGGCAGGAAGAGGUUCAUGAUUAUAUCGAACGCAUCGAUGCUUUACAAUCAAAACUACAAUACCUUGCAAAAGAAAGCGUGGAAGCCGCUCGAAAAGCUAGCUCCGCUGCACCUGCAGGUAGCCUGGAGAAGAAGCUGGCGGAUAAAGAGCAACAGGUUGCUUUGCUCAUGGAAGAGGGACAAUCACUUUCUAAGAAGGAACUUACUCACAUGACUACAAUUAAAAAGUUGCGAGCAAAGAUCCAAGAGAACAACAAGGAGAUAUCCGAGGCAAAGGCGAAUCAAGAGAAAGCCGAAAAGGAUGCUGCCAGUGUCACGCAACGUCUGAAACGAGCUCAAGCAUCAGAAAGGCAACUGGGCGAGAAACAAAAGCAGAUCGCUCAGCUACAGAGAGAUGUAGAAUCUCUAAAGUCCGAGAGAGAUGCGAAGGAUUCUACGAUUGCUGACCUGAGACAGCAGCUAGAGGAGGCUGCAACCCAGGAAAAGGAGGCCGAAAAUAAGCGGGCCAAUGAAGCGCUGGAUGUCGAGAGAAGGAAGGUUGCGGAUCUUGAAGAAGAUCUUGCAAAUCUGUCCAUCGAGAAGAGUCUCGUUUCCGAUAGAAGUCAGUCUCAGAUCAGAGAACUUAGGGAGAAGAUGGAUAAAGACGCCGAGCGUGCACGCGUGGCUGAAUUAGAGAUGAAGACAGAGCAACAGAUGUUAGAAAGUAAGCUAGAAGUCAUGAGGGCGAGAGCAGAAGAGGUAUCGUCCGGUACUACUGGCGAUGCACAGGCGAAACUAUUGCGGCAGAUUGAGACUCUCCAAAGUCAGUACGCGGUAGCCAGUGAGAAUUGGCAAGGCAUUGAGGCAUCCCUGGUUGCGCGGGCGACGAACCUGGAGAAGGAGAGGGACGAAGCUGCAAAAAGGGAAGCCGAUAUACGGCGGAAGGCUCGAGAAGUGACUUUGAAAGCCAAGCGGAAUGAAGACGAAUUAGAAGAAACCAGAUCCAAGCUACCCAGUUUCGAACAAGAGCUUGCGGAAUACAAGUCUAAACUCGAUACUUUGCAAAAGAAAGCAGAAGCUUCAGAGUCCGCAUUAAUUGAAGCCCGGACUGUAUUUGACCAAGAGAAGCAAGCUUGGCAGAUGGAAUUACUGCAGCGUGUUGAAGAAGAGAGGCAUAAAUGGCAAGAAGAAGCUUCUGGCUCUCUUGGACACAGCCGUGCAGAAUCACCCGUACCAUCCCAGCGAAGAGGCUUAACAACCGAGUUCCUAGGACUACAAAAUCUACAAAUGAAGCGAAACUCAGCUCGAUCCAUAACAAGUAGCGACCAACCCAGCGCUUUCCAGGGUCAUCGCCCUUCAAUCCUACCUCUUGGCCGCAUCUCAGGGAAUGGAACACCAACAAGACAGGAUUCGGCACAAUCAUAUAAAGACAAUGGUGAAUGCGCAGAUACGCCCUCGAUCCAUACCACGGACCAUGAUCAAGAUGAUUUCUUCGAGAACAAUAUCUCGACGUCCCCGCACCAGACCAUUAACGAUAUGGUAUCUGUAUCCACAGCCGGCGCAGGCCCGACCGUACAACUCGUCGAGCGUAUGAGUUCCGCAGUGCGACGCUUGGAAAGCGAAAAGGAAGCCACGAAAGAAGACCUCGCGCGCCUCUCCGCACAGCGCGAUGAAGCGCGUGCUGAGAUUGUAGCGCUGAUGAGGGAAGUGCAGGCUAAGCGCGAUGCGGAAACCAAGGUGGGAGAGCUGGAGAAGGAAAUGGGGAGUAUGAAUGAUAGGUACCAGACUACGCUUGAGAUGCUGGGGGAGAAAAGCGAGAUGGUGGAUGAGUUGAGGAGUGAUAUUGAUGAUAUUAAGGCCAUGUAUAGGGAGCUGGUUGAGCGAACCGUGAAAUGA
Molecule: messenger RNA, 2649 nt
Organism: Lachnellula hyalina
Lineage: Eukaryota; Fungi; Ascomycota; Leotiomycetes; Helotiales; Lachnaceae
Exons: 3
Coding region: 1-2649 (882 amino acids)
Cellular component (GO): Golgi apparatus; endoplasmic reticulum
Source: RefSeq, a predicted model, not a curated record